AUGUUGCCCGUUAAGUUGUAUUGCAGCGAUCGCAUCAAAAGAUUCACAUUAGAUGAAUCCAAAGACCUGUAUUUGCAGCUGAACCACACGGCGAAGUUGAUUUUUCCUGAUUUGGAUCCAGAGAAGUCCAGAUUCUUUUGGAAAGAUGAAGAAGGCGAUUUGAUAUACAUCACCUGCGACGAAGAUAUGAAGGAGGGCAUUAGGUGUAUGCAAGGCAGCACUACAUUCCGUAUCUUCUUUUUUAACGAUGAGAAAGAAGACAAUGUUGGAUUGAAGAACUUGACAUUUUCCUCGUCCAGUUAUCCAGACAGGCGUGAACGAACAACAGUACCUGGAAUUAUCUGCGAUGGCUGCAAUACCGAGGUGGUCACUCCUCGUUAUAAAUGCCUGAUUUGUCCAGAUUACGAUCUUUGCUUCAAAUGUGAAGCGAAGGGAGUACAUGAUUAUCACCCCAUGGUUAGAGUUAUGGGAAGAGACGGCUUUGCAACCUUGGUAUCGAUACUACUGUCGAUGUUGAAACAAGUGGUUCAGCAGAAAGACCAGAAGACGACGAGGCGAAUGGAAAGUCAUGUUCGGGAUGCAGUGCAACUGCGCCAGCGCAACAAGGCUGCGUCGAUGUGGAGAAAAAGGCAGUUGUGUCUGAUACAGAUUUUCCUCGUGCUGCGCCGAUUAACACUGUGA
Molecule: messenger RNA, 681 nt
Organism: Soboliphyme baturini
Lineage: Eukaryota; Metazoa; Nematoda; Enoplea; Dioctophymatida; Soboliphymatidae
Source: the annotation of a GenBank genome assembly